AUGGGGCGGCCGGCCAGCCUCAAGCUCAUCACACGCCGCCGCAUGCAGCUGAGGAGACAAAAGUCGACGAUGCCUCCGCGCAGAAGCCUCUUCACGCCUUUCAUCCCGGAGAUCCACGCGGUCCAGCGCGCCAGGCCCGAGGGCGAGCCUGGCAGUCCCGCGUGCACCCUCGUGCAGCGGAGGUUUGGAGCCGGUGCGGGCACGCUCCUCCAUGGCCUCCCGCAGGCGGCGGACAUGCGCACCAUCGAGCGCACCCAGCGGCGGAGGCGCCUGGCCGCUAACGCCCGUGAGAGGCGACGCAUGCUUGGCCUCAAUGUGGCCUUCGACCGACUGCGCAGCGUCAUCCCGCAGCUGCAGAGCGACAAGAAGCUGUCCAAGUCAGAGACGCUGCAGAUGGCGCAGAUCUACAUCGCCACACUCAACGAGCUGCUGCGUGGCGGCAGCGGCACGCCGGAGGAGACGGAAUGGGAGGAAGGGAGCGAUGGGGAGGCUGUGCGCGGGGAGCCCCUCGGGGAAGAGGGGCCCAGACGAACGACCGCCAAAUUCUGCAAGGACCACACACACUUGCAGCACUGCAGCCCAAAGUGA
Syngnathus typhle (broad-nosed pipefish) is the source of this 588-nucleotide messenger RNA. Its product is annotated as transcription factor Atoh1-like. The record is from RefSeq and is a predicted model, not a curated record. NCBI's taxonomy places the organism in Eukaryota, Metazoa, Chordata, Actinopteri, Syngnathiformes, Syngnathidae. Bases 1 to 588 code for a protein of 195 amino acids. The transcript has a single exon. Gene Ontology annotation, molecular function: protein dimerization activity.